Messenger RNA from Oreochromis aureus, 1995 nucleotides. It is a transcript of the gene lmod2b, whose product is annotated as leiomodin 2 (cardiac) b. The transcript is spliced from 6 exons. Gene Ontology annotation, molecular function: tropomyosin binding. Gene Ontology annotation, cellular component: striated muscle thin filament; myofibril. Gene Ontology annotation, biological process: muscle contraction; myofibril assembly; pointed-end actin filament capping. Lineage: Eukaryota; Metazoa; Chordata; Actinopteri; Cichliformes; Cichlidae. The record is from RefSeq and is a predicted model, not a curated record. The coding region runs from base 290 to 1993 and encodes 567 amino acids.
GACACACACGGAGGGUCUCCGUCACAUAAACUCGGUUGGCCAGGACAGAUCUGGUUCAGACUGGACUGGGCUUCAGUGGCAGAAGACUGGAUCCAGAAUGUGCAGACAGCUUUUUUCUUUGCCAUUAAAGACCUGAAUUAAAUUUCUACUACUUUCAUAGUGGACUGUAUCUUUUGUUGGAAUUUCCAAUCCCAAGCAUCUUCAUUUUGGGGUCUACACCAGAUCAUAAGCAAAUCAAGAACCGGUCUGUCUGCAUUUCUGUCAUUUCUGUGCUUAUCACACUUUGGCCAUGAGCUGUUUUGGGUAUCGUCGAGAGCUGAGUAAGUAUGAAGACCUUGAUGAAGAUGAGCUUUUGGCUUCUCUCAGCGCCGAGGAGCUGGCUGAGUUGGAAAAGGAGCUGUCGGACAUCGAUCCUGAUGCCAAUGUGCCCAUAGGACUCAGACAGCGAGACCAGACAGAUAAGACCCCGACAGGCACCUUCAGCAGAGAGGCCCUCAUGAAGUACUGGGAGAACGAGACACGUAGACUGCUGGAGGAUGAGUUAGGUGGAGCAAGCCCAAAACUGGAUGAAGAACAGGAGGAGGACUGUGUGACAGCAGAAACCAGUGAAGGAGAAGAGGACAAAGAUGAUGAAAAUGAGAAGGAGCAAAAAAAGAAUGAAAAACAAAGUGAGGAAGAAGAGGAAGCCGAGAACAGUGAUGAAGAAGAGGAAGAAGAGACGGAGAGUGAAGAAGAACCUGUAACUGAAGAGGAGGAAGAAGACGAGGAGGAGGAAGAAGAACAAAAUAAUAAAUCAAAACCUGAACCGUCAAAAAAUUCAGGGCAGGUGACGUCGUGGGCCGAGAACCUAACCCUACUCAAGCCCCAGAGGGUGGAGCCUAUUAGGCGGACUCCUCCUCCUCCUCCUCCACCACCUGCUGACCCGAACACCACUGGAAACCCAACUGUCGUCGAUGAUGCUCUGCAGCGAGUGCUUAGAAAUGACUCUGAACUCACUGAGGUUAAUCUCAAUAAUAUAGAUGACAUCUCACAGGAAACUCUCAUCCGAUUUGCUGAAGCAUUGAGGUCAAACACACACGUGAGAACCUUCAGCCUCGCAAACACCCGAGCUGACGACCCCGUGGCUCUGGCCAUUGCUAAGAUGCUAAAGGAGAACUCCUCCAUCAUCAGCCUGAAUAUAGAGUCCAACUAUGUGUCUGGAAAAGGCGUGAUGGCUCUGGUUCAAGCACUACCAGGAAACAACACCUUGACAGAGCUCAGGUUUCAUAACCAGAGGCACAUGUGUGGAGGACAGGUGGAAAUGGAGAUGGUGAAAAUUCUGAGGGAAAACUACACCUUGAUCAAACUGGGUUACCAGUUCAACCUACCUGGGCCAAGAAUGAGCAUGACAGGGAUCCUCACCAGGAACCAAGACCGCCAGAGGCAGAAACGGCUACAGGAGCAGAGGCAGCAGCAGCAGAACCAGCAGGGGGCACAAGAAGGAGCUGUUAACCCCAGAACCACUGCGCUGCAGAGAGGAACACCAAGUUCAUCACCUUACAGCUCACCCAGGGCCUCUCCCUGGUCCUCACCCAAGCUGCCCCGAAACGACCUGGCUAAAAAACAGACACCCCCUGCGCCACCUCCACCCCCACCUCCACCCCCACCUCCUCCGCCACCUCCUCCUCCACCUCCUCUCCCGCAGCAGGAGAAGAAGAAGCCCACGAGGAUGAUUGCAGAGGUCAUCAAGGCGCAUGAAGCGGGCAAGAAAAAGACGGUGAAAACAAAAGGGAAGAAGGGGAAGAAGGGGAAGGUGUCGGGCAAUGAUGAGACAAACAGCAUCCUUAAGGAGCUCAAAAAUGCCCUUAGGCCUGUGUCGGUAGAGAGGAGAGGGGAGGAGGGCAGCAGGCCAUCAACGCCAAUGAGGUCAGCCCAUGAUCAGCUGAUGGAGUCCAUCCGCAGUAGCAGCAUACGCAAUCUGAAACGGGUGGAAGUCCCUCGUCAUCUACGAUAAAA